This is a messenger RNA of Adineta ricciae, 711 nucleotides long. NCBI's taxonomy places the organism in Eukaryota, Metazoa, Rotifera, Eurotatoria, Adinetida, Adinetidae. The record is from the annotation of a GenBank genome assembly.
AUGAUUGUAAUGCCAAUAAAUCCGAAUAGUGUAUAUAUUUCAAUGGCACCAAAUGGAUGCUGUAAGUCUGGAUUUGAUUCGACAUAUCCUGCACAAUUGAACGGAGUCAUUAGACAAGACGAAUUCCAAACGUCGAUCGAAAAUAUUAAUCGAUCGAUUGAUUCACAAAAGUUUAUGAUUCCUGUUUUGAUCAUUUUCAUUCUAUGCUUACUUGGUGGAAUGGGCUUGGUAAUUGGUGGUAGUCUAUCAAUAGCGACCUCUCGUAGCACAGGUUUUUUUGCAUUAAUCGGCGUCGGAGCAGGCCUCUUUAUUUUUGGUAUGAUCUUUUUUACUGUCGCAGCGUGCGUUAUACAGGUACGAGUAUCGAAACGAAUGCGAGCAGCAGUUGCUGCUGAGUCAGCGAAAUAUUCAACGAGAUCAACACCAUGUAGUUGGCGAAUAGACACGACUGUGACGGUUGUUGGAUAUGGAAGAAAUCGAAGAGCUAGAACAAUUUAUCACCUUAUUAUCGAUAUUGGAAGACAAGCAGCUCCAUUUGGUGGCAAUCCAGCGUAUCAAGGUAAUUCUUAUUCAGGGACACCGAAUAUGCAGUACGCUCCACCACCUUAUUCGGCACAAGCAUCUGCAGGCUUUUGUGGUCGAUGUGGUGUACCGCGUGUCAAUUCAACGAUGAGGUUUUGUGCAUCCUGUGGUCAAGCAUAUCCAAGCUAA